Molecule: messenger RNA, 1326 nt
Organism: Ostertagia ostertagi
Lineage: Eukaryota; Metazoa; Nematoda; Chromadorea; Rhabditida; Trichostrongylidae
Source: the annotation of a GenBank genome assembly
GUGUGGGCUGGAGAUCAUGAGCGCCGCUUGUAUGCGAAACUAGCCGAUGGUUACAAUAAACUUGCUCGUCCAGUGAAAAACGACAGCGAGCCAGUUCUUGUACUACUCGGACUGGAUUUUCAACAAAUACUUGAUGUGGAUGAAAAGCAUCAAAUCAUGCACUCCAAUGUAUGGUUACGGAUGAGUUGGGUUGAUCAUUAUCUCACGUGGGAUCCCUCGGAAUACGGCAAUAUUCGAGAGGUUCGACUACCGAUAUCUAACAUUUGGAAGCCAGACGUCUUGCUCUACAACAGCGUCGAUCAACAGUUUGACAGCACAUGGCCAGUGAAUGCAGUCGUCUAUCAUUCUGGCAAUGUUACGUGGAUUCCACCGGCUGUGAUUCGCUCAAGUUGCAGUAUCGAUAUAGCCUACUUCCCGUUCGAUUCUCAGGACACCCCAUUUUUUCUAGCACUGCCGAUGAAGUUCGGCUCAUGGACAUAUUCGGGUUUCUUCACAGAUCUACGUAACGCCUCUGUUUCCGUUGGCACCUAUCAGCCAAAUGGUGAAUGGGAAUUGUUAGAUCUCACGUCAAAACGAUCGAUUUUUUACUAUGAAUGUUGUCCAGAGCCUUAUUACGACGUCAUGUUUACCAUUUCGAUAAGGCGACGAACGCUUUACUAUGGAUUCAAUCUUGUCCUACCGAGUAUGCUCAUCUCUGCUUUGGCCUUGCUCGGCUUCACACUACCAGCCGAUUCUGAAGUCUACUUCUCCUGCAUUAUGUUCGAAGUUGGUGCCUCCGUGGUUUGCACAGUGUUUGCACUGAAUUUCCACCAUCGAACACCAGAAAGCUACCAUCCGAUGACGCCACUGACACGAAAGAUCCUUCUUGACUGGUUGCCUAUGCUACUCUGCAUGGAACGUCCGCCACCAUUUCGUCUCGAGCAAAUCAAUGAAAGCAACGGCCAUGUCGUGUGCGAAAGACACAAGGACAAGAGGAAAUCUAAAGGAUAUGUUGUCGAUCUUGAGAAGAAACUGCUCAACAACUGUUACUCACCGCUCGAACACAAAACGAAAGCGGUGCACCUCGACUUCUGCCAUGGGGGUCGAAUAGAGGUUCGCCGCCGACCGACAAGUACCGAGCGGAAUUCUUUCCCUCUCUCAAUGACGUGCAACAACGUCAGUUCUCCUGCACUUGCUCAAAAGUACACAUUUUCCAAAAUCCAUAACCCUCCAGAGCCAAUCGAUCGAAAAUCACCACUACCUGUCACCACAAGGAACCUUAUGGACGAACGACAGUAUGCUGGAAUUAUGGAGGAGUUAAAAGUGAUAUCGAACAGAAUUAAAAAA